GCCGGAGUUCUUCAUCAAUCUCCUCUCUCUUCUUCUGUUGCUCUCCUUCCGCUUCGAAUCCGAGGCGUUCGAUCUACGAGCAACGAAUGGCGCUCUCCGUGAAGCCACUCUCCGACGGGGCCGGGCCCAGGAAGACGCGCAUGCACCGCCUCAUAGAGGAGGAGGGCAUUGUGCUGAUGCCCGGCAUCUACGACGCCCUCUCCGCCGCCGUCCUCCAGCACUUGGGCUUCAAGGCUGGAUUCGUCUCCGGCUACGCCGUCUCCGCCUCCCGCCUCGGCAUGCCCGACAUCGGCCUCCUCACGCCACCAGAGAUGGCAGAUGCAGCGCGAGCGAUCUGUGCUGCCGCUCCUAAUGUUGCAUUUAUCGUUGAUGCAGAUACCGGAGGCGGCAACGCUCUUAAUGUCCAGAGGACUGUGAGGGAUAUAAUUGGCACGGGUGCUGCUGGUUUAUUCCUCGAGGAUCAAGUAUGGCCAAAGAAGUGUGGUCAUAUGCAGGGCAAGCAGGUGAUACCCGCCGAGGAACACGCUGCCAAAAUAGCAGCUGCGAGAGAAGCCAUUGGUGAUUCUGACUUUUUCCUCAUUGCUCGCACUGAUGCCCGUGCAACCGCUGGUGGUCUUGCUGAUGCAAUUGCACGCGCUAAUCUCUACAUGGAGGCCGGAGCCGAUGCCUGCUUCGUCGAGGCGCCAAGGAGUGAUGACGAGAUGAGAGAAGUGUGCAAGAAAACCAACGGUUUCAGGGCUGCCAACAUGCUUGAAGGGGGAUACACACCCUUGCACACCCCUCAGGAGCUCAAGGAACUGGGGUUCCACCUCAUCGUGCACUCCACCACGGCCGUCUACGCCUCUGCUCGCGCACUUAUUGACGUCCUCAAAGCACUCAGGGACGAGGGGUCAAGCCGAGGCCAACUCCAUAAGCUCACCACAUUCGAGGAGUUCAACGGUUUGAUUGGGCUCAAAGAACUCAAUGAGAUUGGAGCUCGCUUUGAGAAGUUCACGGUGCCCAAAAACUAAGAGCGCUAUGUUAUGGCCUGCAGUCGAGCGUCUAGAUUUUAAACUACUUGUGUUGAGCUUCUCAUGUGAGAGUGUUCCUCGUUUUGUCUUCUGUAUCUUGUAAUUUUGCGGUGUCUCGUGUGGCUGCGUUUCUCGUGCGUUAGAUUCUUUCUGUAAGAAGUAUGAAUAAAUAAUAUGGAGUAUAGUGUAAUCUAUUCCAUCA
Molecule: messenger RNA, 1212 nt
Organism: Zingiber officinale
Lineage: Eukaryota; Viridiplantae; Streptophyta; Magnoliopsida; Zingiberales; Zingiberaceae
Product: carboxyvinyl-carboxyphosphonate phosphorylmutase, chloroplastic-like
Exons: 7
Coding region: 87-1010 (307 amino acids)
Molecular function (GO): catalytic activity
Source: RefSeq, a predicted model, not a curated record